GAAUCAGAUUAUGAGAUUUAUAAUUAAGGAGCGAGUAAUCUCAUGUUUUUGAGCUUGAAAUUCAAUGGACAUUUCUGAAUUAAGGCAAUAGAAUAAAAACAGAACUUCUGUUGAGAGUUGCAGUCAGCAAACAUGUAUUAUUAGUGCGUUCUUACUUAGGACACAGGGGAAAGGGCGGCGGAGGAGGAGGAGGAGGAGGGCCCUGAGGCUCAAUUUCAGACUGCCACCUAAUACCGUAAGUCCACGUGUCAUCUCAUGACAAAAGGAGCAAAAUCCCAACGGCUAUGUCUCAUUCCCGCCCUCUACUUAAUAUGUCCUACAGAAUUCAACAGCAUCGCAUACCCAAUCAUCCUCCAUUACUUAUCCUCUCAAUCGUCCAUUCCCUUAUCCCUCAAAGCCCUCCCAAGAAACUCAAAACCCAUGACCAAGAUCGACGUCCUCCGUCGAUUCCUCCUCCCCUGCUUCUCUCCUUCCACUAACACCACCGCCAACAAGCUAACCACCAAGAAACGUCUCAGCACCUCCCUUCGCGAUGAUCUUCCUAACCCCAAAACCACCCAAGAAUCCCACAAUCAAGAUCAAGACCACGACUCAGCAUCCUCUGAAUCAACCAUCAACGCCAACAAUACUUUGGCCCCUUCACGUCCCUCGAAAACCAUGGUAGUCGGCACCAUUUUUGGGAACCGUCGCGGCCAUGUGUGGCUCUGCAUUCAACACGACCGCCUCUCCAUUAAACCUCUCCUCCUCCUUGAACUCUCCAUGCCCACCAAUCAACUCGUCAAAGAAAUGCAAUGCGGACUCGUCCGGAUAGCGCUAGAGUGCGACCGAUCCGACUUCAGUUCGUGCCCUCUUCGUUCGGUUCCGGUUUGGACCAUGUACUGCAACGGGAAGAGAGUUGGGUUUGCUCUAAGGAGGAAGGCGAGCGAUCAGAACCGUUUGAUGUUGAAGACCAUGCAAUCAAUGACGGUCGGGGCUGGUGUUAUUCCAUCCGGAUUCGGAUCAAUGGGUUCAGAGGAGAUCAUGUAUAUGCGGGCUAAUUAUGAGCACGUAGUGGGUAAUGCUGAUUCGGAGUCGUUUCAUUUGAUUAACCCAGACGAGUGCCCUGGUCAAGAACUGAGUGUUUUCUUGAUGAGGUCUGGGUAAUUUAUAAGCCUUGACGAGAUUGUUUCUUCAAAUUAUAGUCUUGUUUACAGGCGACAUGAAAACUAAGGGUCUUCGUGCUUGGAAAUUCUUUAUCAAGAAUUUUGAUAAUUAGGUGAUCCUGAUAAAGAAUCCGCAUUUAAUUAUAUUUGGUGCAAGAUUCAUGUCUAGCUAGCUGGUAAUUGUAAAAAUUUGUUUUUAGUUAGAAACUUAAUUUGGGUUUUCCAAACGUAAAAGCUAUUUGGCAGAAUUCAAUGCUUGAAAGUUCUGUAUCUGCAAAUUCUGAAUGAAUUGGAGAUGCUUAU
Molecule: messenger RNA, 1445 nt
Organism: Hevea brasiliensis (rubber tree)
Lineage: Eukaryota; Viridiplantae; Streptophyta; Magnoliopsida; Malpighiales; Euphorbiaceae
Product: protein MIZU-KUSSEI 1
Exons: 1
Coding region: 256-1143 (295 amino acids)
Biological process (GO): hydrotropism
Source: RefSeq, a predicted model, not a curated record